AGUGGGAAGAGCACAGACAGACCCCUCAGUGUGGUGCCCUCUGCCGCUGCAUCCGCAGGCUUCCUGCAGACCAGCACCAGCUGGGGGGUGGCCGGGGCUGCGGCAGGCGCAGAGCAAAGCACCAGCUUUACACCUCACUGCUGCCUGUGUAUUACAGCCCACUCUGCAAUGAGCUCUGCUCACCCCAGAAACUGUGACCCAUUCUUCAGCCCCUCCACCUCCAACCCAACUCUCCAGCACCGUGCGUGGGAAUCGUCCUGAGACCCAACCGCGAUGGGUGCAACUGCUGCGACCACCCCACUCCCUAAAAACUGCCGUUGUGUGAAUGCAUUGAAUUGAACACGAGGGCCGAUGUGGGGGAGUGCAUCCUAGACAGGAUUUUGUUUCACUGUUGUUUAAAAAGGGAAGGCCGGCAUGUGCAGGCUUGCCUGAUGAAAGAGCACCUGCCCAGCAAAGCACUGCUGGGGAGCGCUGGAGGAACAGGCUGCUUUUGUGCAGAGGGGCCGUUACCGGACAGCAGGGCAGGAAUGCAGUUACACCAGUGGCUGCCUACUGCUGCCAGAGCCAAAGGACCCACAAGCACCGUGCGGGACCCAGCACUGCAGGGAGGUCUGCGUGCAGGCAGCACCGCCUCGGCUGUCCUGGAGCAUGAACCUGCAGACCUGGGGCUGCUCCUGGCAUGCGUGCUUUUAGAGCAAUGCUGCUGGCUUGCAGAGCAGCAUGGGGAGCCUCGGGUCUGACACCUACCUGGAGAAACUUCUGCAAGGCAUCAGCAGGCUUCGCGCCCAGAAAGCACUGUGCGAUGUAACACUGGAGGCAGAAGGGGUUUGCUUUCCAGCACACAAGAUCAUUUUAGCAUCAGCAAGUAAUUACUGCAAGAUUCUAUUUGUUGGGAACGCGACAAGGACAGGGAAUGUGGAUGGAAGCAUUCGUCUCGAUGCUGUCAGUGCCGCGGGGCUGAGCAACGUCCUCAGCUUCAUUUACUCCAACAAAUUAGAUCUCUCCUUACAGAACGUGGAGGAGACAUUCAAGGCUGCAGAAGCCCUGCUGGUUGGAGAGGUGAUCAGCCUGUGUUUCCGAUUUCUGGAAAGCUGCUUGAGCGGUGAGAACUGCAUGGACAUUCUACGCAUUGCCAAAAAACUUGGCCCCGCACAGCUGAGAGAGAAGGCCAUGCGCUGCGUAGGGCAGCAUUUCAAACAGCUCCUGGCCAAUCCCCAGAGCCUGAAGGAUCUUGACAGAGGAACCCUCUGUGAAAUCUUAGACAGGACCACCACAGAGGGGAGCAGUGAGCUGGAGCUGCUCAGAGCUGCUGUGAGCUGGCUGCAGCACGACCGCAGGCGGCUGCAAUACAUGGGGGACAUUUUAAAGCGCAUCAGAUUCCCUCUCAUUCCUUUCCGCGAUCUGCAGCGCUACAUCCAGGAAAUCCCUUUGAUGAGGCUGGACUGGGGCUGCUGCCGGCUCCUCCAGGACGCCCUGACCCCCCACCUCCAGCUCUGCACCCGGCCGUCCCGGCAGAGCCCACACACCGCCCUCCGCUCCGCUUCCCCUGCACUGCUCAUCGCUGGCGGCAGAACCAGCACCAACAGCAUCUGCAGGGAGAUGUGGGCUGCAGAGCAGAGCUGCGGCGCCUGGCGCAAAGUCGGGGACCUCUGCGUGCCCCUGUACAACCACUGCAUAGUUGCCAUCGAUGACCUCCUCUUUGUCUUGGGGGGGCAGAGCACAUUCGAUCCCACAGGAAAGCAGCCAUCAAACGAGGUGUUCCGCUUCAACCCAUGCGAUGCUUCCUGGCUCCGGCUCGCCAGCAUGCUGCAGCGGCGAACGCGCUUCCACGCAGACGUGCUGUCUGACCACAUCUUUGUGGUGGGGGGUGGGACGCUGCUGGGGACCCUCACCCACACCGUGGAGUCAUACCAGCCAGCUGCCAACAAGUGGGAGUUUGCAGCUCCCCUCCCCAUCCCUAUUGCUGACCACGCAGGCGCAACCCACAAGGGAAUCCUCUACAUUUCAGGCGGUUUCUCAGCAGGCAGAACCUUAGCAGACACCUUCAGCUUCUUCCCUCGCCUCCGGCGCUGGAGGCACAACUGUGCCAUGACCUUCCCCCGCUGUGAUCACGGGAUGGCUGCCACCAAAGAUGGCAUCUUUUGCAUCGGAGGAAGGACGCUGAAAGGAGUGAAGCAAUGGAUUCACGUCAGUGAGACGGAGUGUUACUGCCCUGUCAGCGAUCAGUGGACAACGCUCACGCUGUCUCCGUUCAGCCGCUGCCAGUUCAGCAUCACAGCCCACGGGUCGAUGCUUUACCUCACGGGGGGUGGAUUGCUGCAGCACAUGCAAAAAGACAACAGCAUUUUCCUGUACGACACCAAAGGGCAGGUAUGGAAGAAAGCCAGCUCCCUGCCUCGAGCUCUGGUUGAUCACGCCUCCUGCAUGAUUAAGCUGCCCCAAGCGAACGCAGGUGGUGAGCUGGGGAGAGGCUCAGAGUGCUGCCUCACCAGCGGAAGGGAGAAACCAAGCCUCAGCUUGUCAGCUGCUAAGAGGAGAAGUAGGAUGUGGAAAGCUCAGUCAGAUGGGACAGCAUUUGCCAAGACCUGAGUAUCUUACCUACCUGUCUAGCUCCCCAAACGGUUUUAGCUGUGAUUUUGAAUUUAUACUCCUGAAAGAACUUUGGAAUCAGCCUCUAAUAUUUUCCUUACUAACACUGCUGACUGACAAAUUAAAUACUCGUGUAGGUAAUUAAGACUGUCUUGCCACUCAGUUAGAACUGCAACUGCAGGGCCCUGUGACAACAGCCUUGCCCUCAACCAGCAGAGAACCUCCUUCAGUGAUUGCGACUCGACCAGUAACUGCUCCAACCAGAGCCUGGGUAAACCCAUCAGAACGGAGUGCCUGGGAAGUCAUCUCGUGGACUGUCAGCAGUGUAAGGGGCUGCCAUGGCCAAAACUCAUACAGUACAAAACAUCCCAGGGGAAAACUGGAGCUGUACCAGCUCCCACAAUACACAAUCCACACAAUGAGACAACUCUACAUACAGGUGCUUCUGGAGAACAACAUUUUACAUAAAAAAAUCCAUCUGAUAAGA
Molecule: messenger RNA, 3076 nt
Organism: Lagopus muta (rock ptarmigan)
Lineage: Eukaryota; Metazoa; Chordata; Aves; Galliformes; Phasianidae
Product: kelch-like protein 9
Exons: 4
Coding region: 721-2589 (622 amino acids)
Molecular function (GO): protein binding
Source: RefSeq, a predicted model, not a curated record